AUGCCAGGUGUACCAACAGGUCGGGCCUGUGAUGCAUGCCGCAAGCAGAAGAAAAAGUGCGACGAGAAACAACCUAGCUGUGGGAGAUGUCUGCGUCUGAAAGUGACCUGCAUAGGUUCCGGUCAGCAACGAUACAAGUUCAAGCAAGAGCAUCGUUUUUCACCCCCAGCACAAAAGAAUAACGGAAGACAAAUGAUCAUCACACUCGAUAACAAGUCAAGAUUAACCAAGAAAGAAACGCCUCCUUUUGAAAUUCCUCCUACAUUCCCCAACCAUCAUCUUACAUCAUUAACAAAUUCAUUCAUCGGCGCCAUCAAACGCUCAACAGACCUCCGAUACAACCUGUGGUGGUCUUUCGGUCUAUUUCUAGAAGAAGUACCUCGGCGAAUCGGCAACAAUGAAGCACUCGACCGCGCAGUCGAUGCCGUGACCACUAUCCAUGCAGACUUCUGCAUUCGCCGGUCCAUCUCAGUCGGUGCUUUAUCAAAGUACUCACAUGCUCUCAGAACUUUGAGCGUAUAUUUAGACGAUCCAAUUCAAGCAAUUGCUUCAAAUACCCUCUGCGCCGUGAUGAUUCUCCUGGUCUGCCAAGCAUUCAUUGGAAACCAAGGACAAUUAUUAUCAGGCCACGCAGGAGGUGCAGCCAACAUCUUGCGCGCGAGAAAGAACUUCGGACCCCGUGACGAAUUCGAACGCAAACUAUUCCUCUCUCUACGAGGCAGUGUGCUCUUCGAAGGCCUAUACAACGAAAAAAUAGACCUAAGCCCCACAGAAUGGGAAUCCCUUGUCCAAAACGACUACGACGCAAAUCUCCCAGAAGGACGAAUGAUGCUCUGCCUAACAAAAGCCCCAACCCUAAUAAAGCGCGGCAAACACGCAAUACGCACUGGACAAGACCUAACCAAACUGAAAAGUGAAAUCCAACCAAUAUAUGAACAGUGCAAAGAAAUCCUAGCCGAGCUAAAAACCCGGAAAACAUCCUUCGAAGCCUCAACCCCGGAAACGUCUUCUCCGACAUUCAUGGCCCAGGUCCUGAAAGCGCAUUACCUGCGCACGUACGGACUGGGUCUUACGAUAGUGAUGUUUUUCAAUUGUAUAAUGCAGGCGUUGAACUUGGAUGAUUCUACUUUUGCGGCGGAAUCGACUUCUUUUGUCGAGGAGACGCUUGAACAUGCAGCGCAGUCAAAUGUUUAUAGACCUGUUGGGGCGGGUUGA
Messenger RNA from Penicillium arizonense, 1215 nucleotides. RefSeq names its product Zn(II)2Cys6 transcription factor domain-containing protein. The record is from RefSeq and is a predicted model, not a curated record. The transcript is spliced from 4 exons. NCBI's taxonomy places the organism in Eukaryota, Fungi, Ascomycota, Eurotiomycetes, Eurotiales, Aspergillaceae. Gene Ontology annotation, molecular function: zinc ion binding; DNA-binding transcription factor activity, RNA polymerase II-specific. Bases 1 to 1215 code for a protein of 404 amino acids. Gene Ontology annotation, biological process: regulation of DNA-templated transcription.